AUGGCAAACGUGGCGCUGAUCGGGUGCACAGGCAUGGUGGGAUCCCACAUCCUCACCAGCCUGCUCGCUCAUCCUGGUGUAACUCGAGUAGACACACUUUCCCGCCGGACGCCCAACGCAGCUUCCAGCGCUCCCCAGUCCAAGCUCACGGCCUUUGUGUCCGACAAGACCGAAACCUGGGCUUCCCAACUAUCUGCGUUGUCUCCCACCCCCGACGUCUUCAUCUCCUCUUUCGCCACCACCCGGGCCAAUGCGGGCGGAUUUGAAAAUCAGUACAAGAUCGAGCAUGGCUUGAACAUCGAGCUCGCACGGGCUGCCCGUGAUGCGGGAGUCAAGGUGUACGUGCUGAUCUCGAGCGCAAAUGCCAGCAAGGAUUCGUCAAUUCCCUACACCCGCAUGAAGGGUGAGAUCGAGGAGGACGUCAAAGCGCUUGGCUUUGAUCGCACAGUCAUUGUGCGGCCCGGUUUGAUCUCGGGUACGCGCGAGGAAAGUCGUCCUCUGGAGGCAGCUGUACGCUUUAUCGCCGGAUGGGCUGGAAAGCUGCACUCGGGAUUGAAGGAUGGUUGGGCGCAGGACUCGGAUGUCAUCGCCCGAGCUGCUGUGAAGGCGGGUCUUAGGGCCCUGGAGGGAGAUGUCCCGGCUGGCAGCGAGAAGGUGUGGCGUGUCGACGGCAGCCAGAUCAUCGCACUGGGAAAAGAGGCCGCUGCCUCACCAUGA
This is a messenger RNA of Penicillium diatomitis, 717 nucleotides long. RefSeq lists its product as uncharacterized. The record is from RefSeq and is a predicted model, not a curated record. NCBI's taxonomy places the organism in Eukaryota, Fungi, Ascomycota, Eurotiomycetes, Eurotiales, Aspergillaceae. Bases 1 to 717 code for a protein of 238 amino acids. Gene Ontology annotation, biological process: import into nucleus. The transcript is spliced from 2 exons. Gene Ontology annotation, cellular component: cytoplasm.